AAUAGGGUGAAAUGUAAACAUUUUUUACAAAAACUAAACAACCUUCAAGCAAAAAUGCCACGUAAACUAAGAAAUGUCGAAGGGAGGAUGGAAAUAGAAAAUUCGCCGUUUUCAGGCACCAUAGUAAUCAAUGUUCAGGCAAGAAUUGUCUUGGAUGCUACAAUUAGUGGGCCCAGGUGUAUUUGCAGGUUCUUGAAGUAACUCCCUACAAGAUACUUUAUAAUUAUGAAGGAAAAAAUAGUAUCUUCACAGGGAAGAAGACUGGCAGACAUGAUUUAAACAAGAGAUCAAAGUUGCACUGCCUCUUGUUGCACUGAGGAAGACACACUAUUGCUUCUGACGUGUUUUUUUGCAAAAAAAAAAAAAAAAGCCUGUCUCUGUUUCCUGUAUUUUGUCUUUGUAGCAGUUCCCACACGUCUCUGCCUCACCCUCUCCCCAGCAGAAUGUCAGUGUCCUAAGAUCAGAUAUGAUCCGUCUCUUUGGUCACCAUCGUAUCACUAGGUCCUAGCACAGACUGCCGGUGAAUAAUGUUGUACAAAUGAAUGAAGAGGUGGAUUUACUUGGAGCCGGCAACAUUCGUAGGAAAGAUGCAUUUAGCCGUGGGUGUCCUGGUGGAAGGGGAUGGAAGACAUUUGAAGACAGUGCCAACGCUCACAUGAAGCGUCACUUCGAGUCCUGAGAGAAGCGUGUCCUAAGGAAUACAAAUGAGGUGAUUGAGAAGAAAUAGUGAAGACCUUCGUUCUGUGGACGGGACAACAUGGAUCAGCCAUUUACUGUGAAUUCUCUGAAGAAGCUAGCCGCUCUGCCUGACCACACGGAUGUUUCCCUGAGCCCGGAAGAGCGAGUGCGCGCCCUCAGCAAGCUCGGCUGUAACAUCACCAUCACGGAAGACAUCACACCGCGUCGCUACUUCAGGUCCGGGGUGGAGAUGGAGAGGAUGGCGUCGGUCUAUUUGGAAGAAGGAAAUUUGGAAAACGCCUUCGUCCUUUAUAAUAAGUUUAUAACCUUGUUUGUAGAAAAGCUUCCCAGCCAUCGAGAUUACCAGCAAUGUGCAGUCCCAGAAAAGCAGGAUAUUAUGAAGAAACUGAAGGAGAUUGCAUUCCCAAGGACAGAUGAAUUGAAAAAGGACCUUUUAAAGAAAUAUAACGUAGAAUACCAAGAAUAUUUGCAAAGCAAAAACAAAUACAAGGCAGAAAUCCUCAAACAACUGGAGCAUCAGAGCCUGAUCGAGGCCGAGAGGAAGCGCGUGGCUCGGAUGCGGCAGCAGCAGCUGGAGUCGGAGCAGUUCCUGUUCUUCGAAGACCAGCUCAAGAAGCAGGAGUUGGCACGGGGGCAGACGCGAAGUCAGGAGACCCCGGCGCGGGCGGAGCAGACAGACGGGAGCGCUCUGUCCUGCUUGUCGGCGCACCGCAACCACGCGCUGCUGGACGUGUUCGCAGACCAGCCGCGGAAGAGCGAGGCGGCCCCUGACGCCAGCCACUCUCCUCCCGUGAACCGGGCGCUAAAGCCCGCGGCCGCUCUGAGCGCCGUGCAGAAUUUAGUGGUCGAAGGACUGCGGUGUGUAGUUUUAUCAAGAGACCUUUGCCACAGAUUUCUGCUGCUGGCAGAAUCUAAUACCGUGAGAGGAGUAGAAACGUGUGGAAUACUGUGUGGAAAACUGACACAUAAUGAAUUUACUAUCACCCAUGUAAUCGUGCCCAAGCAGUCCGCGGGGCCGGACUACUGUGACGUGGAGAACGUGGAAGAAUUAUUCGGCGUUCAGGACCAACACGGCCUCCUCACGCUGGGGUGGAUCCACACACAUCCGACCCAAACUGCAUUCCUGUCCAGUGUUGAUCUUCACACUCACUGUUCCUAUCAGCUCAUGCUGCCAGAGGCCAUUGCCAUUGUUUGUUCGCCAAAGCAUAAAGACACGGGUAUUUUCAGGCUCACCAAUGCCGGCAUGCUUGAGGUUUCUGCUUGUAAGAAGAAGGGCUUUCAUCCACACACCAAGGACCCCAGACUGUUCAGUAUUUGCAAACAUGUGUUGGUAAAAGACAUAAAAAUAACCAUGCUGGAUCUAAGGUGAUGUGUUCCGAAGAUUAGCACCAUUGACAGCAGACACGAACGCGUGGACGUGCGGCUGCCGGAUUUUCUUAAGACGUUUCCUGAAGUGACUGAUAUUUUAUAUUUAUACAUUUUAGAUCAGAAAGUUUGAUAUUUAUUGUUCUGGCCCAUUUUGAAGUUGUCUUUUUGGGUUGCUCUGUCUCUGGAGAGUCACAGUGUGUUACAUCAAUAGCUGUGAAUUCGCCCAGCUGCUCCGACCACGUAAUAAAUGACGCUGCAAACAGUA
This is a messenger RNA of Ailuropoda melanoleuca (giant panda), 2332 nucleotides long. RefSeq names its product STAM binding protein like 1 (gene STAMBPL1). The record is from RefSeq and is a predicted model, not a curated record. Gene Ontology annotation, biological process: protein K63-linked deubiquitination. NCBI's taxonomy places the organism in Eukaryota, Metazoa, Chordata, Mammalia, Carnivora, Ursidae. Gene Ontology annotation, molecular function: metal-dependent deubiquitinase activity; protein binding; K63-linked deubiquitinase activity. Bases 758 to 2068 code for a protein of 436 amino acids. The transcript is spliced from 11 exons. Gene Ontology annotation, cellular component: membrane; endosome.